GGCAGAGCUGCUGGACAGAUCGAUGGCGUCGGUGUGGAGGUGAGUGAGUGUCACACACAAAUGCAACACACACUGGUGUGUCCGCAUUGUGUCCAUUGUCUGCAGGCUGCCCAUUGUGCUGCUCGUUCUGUCCGUCGCCCUAUCACCGUUGCUGUCUUCUGCCGCCUUCGUCCGGCCCAUCCGGCUGACACACACAGGGCCCAUCGGAGUGGCACACCAACCGCAGCCCACGCCGACGUCAACUGGAGGGAGGCCGUUGACCGCCCUGAGUGCUGGAAGAUUCAACCUCUACAAGCAUCUCAGCCAACGGGAUCUCACCUGUGCCAACGUGGGGGCGUUAAGCGGCAUCCUGAUCUCUUGGUGGUUCACCAUCACGGCCGCCAUAGUGGGGCAGUACAUCGACGCCAUUUUCAUAAGGUAUCUUGCGUGAGGGUGGCUGCAUCGCACAUCAGUCAGUCGGCUUGUCUGUAUCUGUCUGUAUGUGCAUCUGCGUGCAGUUCGAGCGGCCAAGAGAUCGUGACCAAGUGGGCGAGUGUGGAGGUUGACGCCGUUGCCGUACUUUCUCAGCUUGCCUUGGCGACAGUGCUGCUGGUGCCCCCUACCGUGUUCUGGUGAAACAAGAUCCCGGGAAGUUCCACCAUAACCAGAGAUCGUAACUGAUGGAUGGGCGGAUGCAAGUCUACCCACAUCCAUGGACAUCUUCUUGUGUAUGUGUGUUGCGUCGAUCAAUCAGGUGACCUGCCGUCGGACGUACAACUGCUCGAGAACAGCUGGACAAAACCUGCGGCAGGAGAAGAACAGAAGCCGCUGGCUCCCAUGAGGAUGCGGGACAUGAGUGGGCCGGAUUGGAGAUGCGUGUUCCUGGGCCAGGCCGUUGGCUGUCUGCUGUUCGGCUACGUCAAGGCUUUUUUUGACGUAACAUCUUUGAGUAUGGCGGGUGUCGAGGGGGGCGCACUCGGGCUGUUGGCGAUUGCAACGUUUGCCGCGCCCACGUUGGUCUGGGGGUAUUGGGUCUCCUUCUGGUGGAAGGCUGUCGUAGAGAGUGUGAGUGAUGGAUGGAUGGAUGGAUGUGACGCAGAGAGAAGGUCCAGCAGCAAAGGUAGGUUUAUACGUAUCGAGGGAGGGAUUUAGGUAAAUAGGUCGGCAGUUUAUGUAUCGUAUGUGAGUGUGUGGCGGCAGAGCACGUAUUGAGGCACACACGAGCACAGGCAGGGCGAGAGGGCGGGAAGAGGGAAGUCUAGAUGGUGGCGAGAGGGCGAGUCUUUUGUCAUGCGGGGACCUAGUGGACCUGGUAUUCAGGUGGCUUGGUGCCUGGGGUUCGGGUCUUUUCACAGCUAUGCCAGGCACACGGUCAGAGGGCCCCACCCCACCCCAGGUCUGCUGUGCGCGGACAUUGGUGUGUGUAUGUGCCAGCAUUGGAUUGAUUGACCAAUUGAUGCCUUUGUGUGUGUUGUGUUGGUUGACGGAUGGAUGGAUCGAUCGGUUCAAAGCAGUCGCAGACAACGAAGGGAGCAAGGAAGGGAUUCAUUCAAGCGGCAGCAGUCGGUAUCGUAUGUAUGUACACCGCACACAAAGAG
This is a messenger RNA of Vitrella brassicaformis, 1577 nucleotides long. The record is from the annotation of a GenBank genome assembly. Lineage: Eukaryota; Vitrellaceae.